UCUCUCCGCUCCUCCUCGUUCCUCUCCUCAUCCCCUCUCUCCCUCUUCUCAAUUCCUCGCUCGAAACCCUCCUCCUCCUCCUCCUCUUCCAAUUUUGCCCUUUCUGCUGUUGUGACCGCUGCGAUGCCUGAAUCUGAGAGGAAGAGGGUUCUAAUCGUAAAUACCAACACGCGCCACGCUUUCAUCGGAUUCUACUCGCCACGAGCCUCCUCCUGUGCUCACCAGGCCACCGUUCUCACCGUCGGUGAUGAGAGUUCCGGCAAGAUGAAGAAGCCCCCUUUCACUAGAUUCUCUGAGCUGGUGAGUGCUGGUGGGGAGACGGUGUGGGGGGAUCCGGCGGAGGUGGGGAAAGUCGUGGGAGGGGCGGAGUUUGAUGUGGUAUUAGAUAACAACGGCAAGGAUCUUGAUACAGUCAAGCCUGUAGCAGACUGGGCAAAAACUGCAGGAGUCAAACAAUUUCUGUAUAUUAGCAGUGCUGGGAUAUAUAAGCCAACUGAUGAGGUUCCUCAUGUUGAAGGGGACCCCGUUAAAGGUGAUGCUAGUCAUGUAUCUGUGGAGAAGUACAUUACCGAUCUAUCCUUCAGUAGCUUGGCAAUAUUCCGCCCUCAGUAUAUGAUAGGUUCUGGAAACAAUAAAGAUUGUGAAGAAUGGUUCUUUGACCGGAUUGUCCGUGAUAGACCAGUUCCACUCCCUGGAUCAGGAAUGCAGCUGACGAACAUAUCACAUGUGAGAGAUCUAUCGAGCAUGCUAUUUCUUGCUGUUGGGAAACCUUCUGCUGCAAAUGGCAACAUAUUCAAUUGUGUGAGCGACCGUGCUGUGACCUUAGAUGGAAUGACCAAACUAUGUGCACAAGCUGCAGGCAAAGAAGCCAAAAUAGUUCACUAUGACCCAAAGGUUGUUGGUGUUGAUGCUAAGAAGGCUUUUCCUUUCCGCAAUAUGCACUUUUAUGCAGAGCCAAGAGCUGCUAAAAAGAUAUUAGGAUGGACAAGCAGCACUAAUCUUGUUGAGGAUUUGAAAGAGAGGUUCAAAGAGUAUGUCAGUAUCGGGAGAGAUAGGAAGGAGAUGAAAUUUGAUAUUGACGACAAGAUAUUGGAGUCUCUAAAAGUUCCAGUUUCUGUAUGAUUCUCAUGAUCACUCGUUUCAUUUUCUCCAUAUCAAUGCAUCAUGUGCAAAUUGAUGUAAUUGCACUACAUUUGUUAACAAAUAUUGUUGUGUCAAUAUUUUUUCCCUAUAAAGUCAGGACCAGACACAAUUACGCAUUUUUUGUAUCUACUUUGUGUCAUACAAUGACCGAUAUAAUGCCAAGCUGUUUAUUAUAGAA
Molecule: messenger RNA, 1321 nt
Organism: Asparagus officinalis (garden asparagus)
Lineage: Eukaryota; Viridiplantae; Streptophyta; Magnoliopsida; Asparagales; Asparagaceae
Product: chloroplast stem-loop binding protein of 41 kDa a, chloroplastic
Biological process (GO): rRNA processing
Cellular component (GO): cytosol
Molecular function (GO): RNA binding
Source: RefSeq, a predicted model, not a curated record